Molecule: messenger RNA, 1925 nt
Organism: Poeciliopsis prolifica (blackstripe livebearer)
Lineage: Eukaryota; Metazoa; Chordata; Actinopteri; Cyprinodontiformes; Poeciliidae
Product: ubiquitin carboxyl-terminal hydrolase 37-like
Exons: 17
Coding region: 146-1846 (566 amino acids)
Biological process (GO): protein deubiquitination; G1/S transition of mitotic cell cycle
Cellular component (GO): nucleus; cytosol
Molecular function (GO): cysteine-type deubiquitinase activity; cysteine-type endopeptidase activity
Source: RefSeq, a predicted model, not a curated record
AGAUUCCACAUAAUGUCACUGUGCAGUCCAUGAAUGUCUAAACAGACAUUUGCAAAGUCUCUUUUGACAUCGCAUAAUGGAGAAGUACUUGCUUGAACUGACCAUGAGUUACUAGUUAUGUGGCUCGACAGCACAAACUGCGAAGAUGUUUUGCAUCCCCUUUAAUCGACGGAAGAAAAAACGUCAAACGGAUGCAUGUCGAGCUGAUAAAAUCUCUUCUCUGCAGAACAGGUUGGAGACAAAUGCACCAUUUCCCAAAACCUCCUGGUGGCUCUGUGUUCCUUAUAAGAAGAAAAAGAAAAAAAGGGCCCAUUUCAAGCAAGAGAUCCAGUUUUCAAUUUCUCCAGAAUCAGUGUCAGAAAAGAGCUCCAGCAUACAGUUACAAGCUACAGAGGAUAGUUUUGGGUACUGGGUUUCUCCUUCUUCUGACAGUCCUGUCUCUACUUAUAAUGAAGACGACUCUACAGAUUCAGUCCAAUCAGUCUUCACCAAAACAAUAACAAAAUCCAUUGAGGAACUGAAACAUAGUGAAGAUGAGGAUCUGGAUGGUUACACAGAAAGAGACAUCCACACUGCAAAACAAGAACACCAAGACAAAGUCAGGAAAGUACCAAAACAUGGCUUUAGGAGAAAGGCACGUCCUUCUAGAAUAUCAAGAGAAACCAAGACUGACACACCGAGAUCCUCUUCAAUUGAGAGCAUAGAAGCGAGACUUCCUCUGCCUUCCCCUACAUCCGAAACAGAUGUCUCAGUUACUGAGGUUAAUGAAAUUCAGCCAACAAUCUCACCUGAGUUCAACAUUGCUACCCCUGCAUCCUAUAGCAAUGACAGCAUGAAUUUAUAUUUAAAGAUCAGCGAUAUUGCACCAGAUGAGGAUUUGGACUGCCUUGGGUUACCCAACUUGGGACUGACUUGCUACAUCAACUCUAUCCUACAGAGCCUUCUCACCCUGAGAUGCUUCGUUGAAGAGCUCCACAACCAGCAACCUGUGUGGAGCUCUCAACCCAAAGCCGGCCUCUUCAGAGUAAUUCUGGAUGCUGAAAUCUCCUGCUUCUCCAACAUAAAAGAGGAGAAAAAGGCGGUUCUGUCCCUCUUUAAAAAGACCGUCGCUGAGUUUAAUUCAAGUUUUGACGAUGACGGACAGAAAGAUGCCUCCGAGUUCCUCAUCUGUGUUCUGGACAUGAUGAGGUCCCUGUCACCAGAAAUGCAUCUGAGAGCGUCUGACUUGGGCUUGACCUACAAAUGCCCAGUCGCUGAACACAUUGCACUGCAGAUGAUGAGCACCAGAACCUGCAUGGGAUGCGGUGAUCGGUCUCAGUCAGUGGAAGACUUUGUCAGCCUCAGUCUGGAUCUGGUUCCACGGGGAUCAGUGUUCCAGUGUCUACAGGAGUACCUUGGGGAGGGCCAUUUAGAACACAUGUGCCAUUGUGGAGUGAUGGACUCAACACUGAAGAGCUCAUUCCUCACUCUUCCAAACGUGCUGAUCCUGCACCUGAAGCGCUUUAAAUUCAGCAGGUCUUCUGCAGUGAAGAAGAUAAAAAAGCCCAUCACUCUGACGAAAGAACUUGUGGUGAGAGAAGAAUUCACAGCCACAAGACAUACAGCGACUUAUUAUUUAUUGGUGAGCAUCGUCAGCCACAUAGGGUCCAGAGCUGACAGCGGCCACUAUGUCUGCGACGGCAUUCACAGGAGGCAGAAUAUGGACAUCGGAGACGACUCUUGGCUGAUGUACGAUGAUGAGCAUGUCAGCCCGACAACAGGUGAAGAGGUCUGCUGGUGGCGGGAGCGAAACGCCUUCCUGCUCUUCUAUGAAAAGCAACCUUUGGAGAGAAAAAAAGGGCGAUGACCAGUGCUGCAAUGAUCCUGGCAGCAACUCCUGUAUUCUUUUAAUACUAUUAAACUGCAUCUUAAGUACCCACAAUGUG